Messenger RNA from Botrytis cinerea B05.10, 3533 nucleotides. RefSeq lists its product as hypothetical. The coding region runs from base 515 to 3082 and encodes 855 amino acids. Lineage: Eukaryota; Fungi; Ascomycota; Leotiomycetes; Helotiales; Sclerotiniaceae. The transcript has a single exon. The record is from RefSeq and is a predicted model, not a curated record.
GACGGAUAAUCCUCCCAGUCCUUGGCCCGGAAUACAAUCAUAAUAAUAAUAACAAUAACAAGAGGUAUUGCUGCCUGCAUGGAUUUGGGUGGGACCUCGAACUAAUGCUGCAUUUGCACUGUACCAAUUCGAAGCUCAUAAUCUCACACACAAAAACAACCAACGCAAUACACUGUACAUAAUACAACUUCGACUACAACUCACCCCUCAAAGCCAACUAAACCACACUCCUACCUCUCAUCUAUUCUACAUUGUAUAUUCUCCAAUUCCUGAACAUUGCAUCUCAUCCUGUCAUAAUCAAAACCUCGGCCACAAUCGUCGCAUGAGCUAAUCCAUCUUCGAUGCGUGAGUGAAUGUCUUUUCCCCAGCUUCCCAGCUUAGAAUGUCACUAAUCAAUUGUCCUGCUCGAUAGCCACCCUAUAGACGCCAUCUUUGACUUCGCGACAACGGAUCGGACACGUUCUGUUGAUUCUUCCUUCAAUUGUACACAUUGGCCACAUUGGCCCGAGCCAUCAUGGUGGACUUUAAUUCAUUAAACCCUCUCAAGGCUACCAAACGACACACGCAAUAUUCAGGUGUAUCUGCCCAAGAGGAGCCGCCUCAAGAGUAUGAUAGUGAGAAGUAUGGGCACCAUGAAGAUUCCGACGACGAAGAUUCGGACUAUUCCUCCUAUCCAUCAUCACCCUCCUCUUCGCGAGAGACAUCAAAUUCAUACCAUUCCAAUGCUCCGAUACUACGAAAAAGAGCGAAUACAGCCACCCAGCGACCAGCCCCCCGAAGACUACCUCCCAAAGUUAUGAGGUAUCUAUGUUUAGCCAUGAUAUCGACAAUAGUUAUAUUUAUGUUGAGUUUGAUUCGGAUGAGCCAUCUAUCAACACAAAAGGUUCAAGAUGGCCAUGUAUUAGUAGCGCCGCCUCCACUCUGGGAAUCGUUUCCAUUUUUAUCGCGAUAUUAUGGUGGAAUAAGAACGUUGGUGCCACUUUCUGAAAACAAACCAGAGUAUCCUCGUGAAGAGGAUGAGUUGCCUCUGCAAAAUCAGACCUCGACCGAGAAAAUGGUUACACCUGUGCGCAGUCUUCCAGCCAGUAAACCAUUCCAGCCAUAUACCAAUAUUACAUCCGGGGUUUUCAGUGACGAUUACGCGCCUGUCCAGGAGUGUUUUCUCAAUCGCGAGAAUACUGUGCGUGCGCCAAGACUACAAUAUUACGAAGGCCGACCAAGCGGAUUCCCGGAUCAUAUUAUGGGCUCCUACGAAGUUCUCGGGUUACCAGAAGAUAUUUGCUUCGAACGAUAUGGCAGAUUAGGACCUUAUGGUUAUGGAUAUGGCAUGCGAUAUGGGGGUACUGGAACAGGCCAACAUGGAGAGAUGGAGGGGUCUGAUGCCGUCUGGGCAGACAACUCAAACGCUGAGAAGAUGGACUCUGGGCAGGUCGACUACCGAAAGGUUGACUGGGCCGAUGCCCAGAGGAGAUGCCACCAAAGAAAUGCGGCACGCUUCCAACCAAUUGAACCUGUCAUUAAAAAGCCCACUACCUUUUCAACCAUUACUGAGCAACAAGAUGGCCAUUUGAUCACUAGGGAUGGAUUAGUCGAUCCCGUCCUCAAUACCACUUCCAGUGCAGUCGAUACCACCUCCAAAGUAGCUGCAACACCACCCAAAAAGUACGUUCCACGAACUGCGUUUGUCAUUCGACUCUGGGACGAAUAUCAGUGGCGCGAAGAGGACAUCAUGGCGUUGAGAGCAUUGAUAUCCGAGAUUUCUAUUGGUUCGGGUGGCCAAUACGAUGUUCAUCUCUUGGUUCAAGUCAAGGAUCCUGCUGUACACCCUGUCUUCGCCGACGAAGAAACAUAUCAACAGCAUUUGAAGGAUUGUUUACCAGCAGAAUUCGUCGGAAUUGCUACGUUCUGGGGUGAAACUCAAAUGCUUAUGCUUUACCAAGGCUUGUUUGACACUUUCGCUCGAGGCCUACCAGUUCAUGGAUCUUACCGGGGACUUCAGAUGGCAAUGCAAUGGUUUGCUCACAACCAUCAAGAGUAUGAUUUCUUUUGGGAAUGGGAGGUUGACAUUCGAUACACCGGACAUUGGUAUGACUUUUUAUCAAAAAUCGAUUCCUGGACCAAGGAGCAACCCCGGAAAGGACUGUGGGAGCGUAAUAGCAGAUUUUAUGUCCCGGAAGUUCAUGGUACAUGGGAAGAUUUCAAACAAAUGGUCCGUGUACAAACUGAGAUUGGAACUGAAAGCCCGAACAAUAUGUGGGCUGGUAUAAACGGCCAAAAAGGUCAAAAGAGCGGACCAGUACGCAAAGGCGAGAAGCCAAUCUGGGGACCUGAAAGACCUUCAAACAUGGAUGAUUGGUUUGAAACUGAGAACGAUCCAGUUCCUCCAACUAGCUAUGACAAAGAUAAGUACACUUGGGGUGUGGGUGAGGAUGCUGACCUUAUUGUUUUCAAUCCGCUUUUUGAUCCGGACGGAACUACCUGGCUUCUUGCAGAGGACGUCACAGGAUACAACCUCACUGGAGGGUUGCCACCUCGCCGGGCGACUAUUAUUGCAGCAUCUAGGAUGUCUCGCAAACUCCUCAACACUAUGCAUCGUGAAACUACAUUUAUGAAGCAUCAUGCUUUUACGGAAAUGUGGGCUCCAACGGCAGCGUUGCACCACGGUUAUAAAGCAGUCUCUGUCCCUCAUCCACUGUUUGUCGAUCGUGAAUGGCCAACUGAAUACCUUGCAAGCAUUAUGAACGGCGGGAGGAAUGGUGCAACUGGUGGAGCAAGAACAUCUGUGUUUGGUGACCGUGAACAUAACCUCCGAGGAAUGACUUGGUUCUACAACACUGGAUUCGCACCCAACUUGUGGCGAAGGUGGCUUGGCUUUAAAGUUGACAAUGAGGGAGGUGAAGAAUUUGAAAAGACUGUUAAUGAGGGCAGAAAUGGGCAACAUGUCAAUGACAUGAGAGGCGGAGAAGGCCGAAUGUGCUUACCGCCUAUGUUAUUACACCCCGUGAAAGGUGUAGAAAUACCAGUGGAAGGACUGCCUCGUCUAAAUGAGGAAGAGUUGCCAGAAAGCGACCCGACGGCUUGAUUUGAACAUAUUGUCACACAUAGGAGUACAAAACCUUAAUCUUGCUUUAUGGUGUUCCCUUGAAAAACUCUCGAAUACGUUUUUGAUUCUAUUCUUUCAUCCUUCUUUUCUGCGAUUGCUUGCUUGGGAUAAAGGCAUUGCUGGUAUGCGUGGCGUUUGAGCGGCAUGAGUAUGGUAUAUGAACGAAAACGAUUUGCAUCUUUUUUUUUCAAGACGAUAGACGCUAGGAUUUGAUGUUCCUCUGGGAGGAAUAUAGGUCGAAGCGAUGGAUGGUUGUCAAAUCAGGAUACGGAUUGGUAAUUGGACGAUGAGAAAUGUAGUGCUUUGAACCAGAGUAGAGGAUGGUAUAGAUAGAUAGGUACCUUAUAGCUCAUGGUGAUGAAUAGAUAGAAUGAGGGGACCCACAAACAAAACUUCAUAGAGUAGAAUACCUAAAUUCACAUGAAUUACA